UCCUCCGCUCCGCCACCGCCGAAGAAAAUGACGCAGCGCACCUGACAGGCGUGUUUUUAGCCUGUUAGCUAGAGAGCAACAUCUCUAAACGCUUAUUAACGCUCCCUCGCUUUCAAAGUCAAACAUUUCCACUGGAUAUAAAAGUUCUUAAAGGUCCCGAAUCAAGAAAAAAGGAAAAGAAAAAGGCAGAGCAGCCAUGCAGAUCACACUGAAGACUUUGCAGCAGCAGACCAUUCAAAUAGACAUCGAUGAUGACCAGACGGUGAAGGCAUUGAAGGAGAAGAUUGAGGCUGAGAAGGGCCCAGAAAGUUUUCCCGUAGCGGGACAGAAGCUGAUCUAUGCUGGGAAAAUCCUGCAGGAUGAUACGCCCAUCAAAGAGUACAAAAUUGAUGAGAAGAAUUUCGUGGUGGUGAUGGUGUCAAAGACAAAAGCACCAGGAGCACCCGCUCUACCCUCAGAACCACCUAAAUCUGCCCCUGCACCAUCCUCUUCCUCCUCUUCUCCUCCUCCUCCUCCUCCUGUUCCGGCCCCUGCAGCCAUGCCCAUCCCCAGGGACGAGGGUUCAGAUGACCCUCCUGCGACCGUCUCGCCUGUACAGAGUCCUGACGGUGGCUCAGGUCUUGGGGCUGAUGGGGAAGAUGCAUCUUCAACAUUAGUCACAGGUCAGGAGUACGAUGCCAUGCUCACAAAUAUCAUGUCUAUGGGCUAUGAGAGAGAUAAAGUGGUGGCAGCACUUAAGGCCAGUUAUAACAACCCUCACCGUGCUGUGGAGUAUCUUCUCAAUGGGAUCCCCACUGUCCCAGUCCAGGAAACCAGUCCUGCUCCAGCUCAGCUCCCCACAGACACACAGCCCCCAGAAGGUGAGAAUCCUUUGGAGUUCCUGCGCUCUCAGCCGCAGUUCCAGAGCAUGAGGCAGGUGAUCCAGCAGAACCCGUCCUUACUGCCGGCCCUCCUGCAGCAGCUGGGACAGGAGAACCCCGAACUACUGCAGCAAAUCAGCCAGCAUCAGGAGCUCUUCAUCCAGAUGUUGAACGCACCGGUGGGCGAGGGUGAAGGCGAGGGAGGAGAGGGCGGAGAGUUUGCAGAUUUAGGUGCUAUCGGUGAUGAAGCAGCACCUGGGAGUUACAUCCAGGUGACGCAACAGGAGAAAGAAGCCAUCGAGAGGUUAAAAGCUCUGGGGUUUUCAGAAGCUCUGGUGGUCCAGGCGUACUUCGCCUGUGAGAAGAACGAGAACCUGGCCGCAAACUUCCUGCUCAAUCAGAAUUUCGAGGACGAAUGAGAGUCGCGGCGACCCCGCGUGCCCCUUUCCCCCCGCCACCACACAAGCACUGCAUCUACUCGGGACACCGGUUUCCCCCCCCAUUAUUUCUUUGAGUUUACAAGUCAAGGGGAGACUCGCAGACUGGUUGGGGACGGGGCGGAUGCAAUCACUCGGUGAACAAAUUCCAAUGGAAUUGACGGCAUUUGGGUUGAAUGCACUCUAGCAUGUUGAAGAAGUGUGCUUGCACGUGUGUAUGCGUGUUCCCUUAGGGAAUAUUUGACUAAAUCGGCAUCAAUUGAAAGCAAACGCUCUCCUAGUAGUAUUACAGGCUUGGAGGAGGUUAGAUGUGGGCAUAUGUAUUUGCUUUGUUUUUAGUUGGGAAAAGUUAAUAAUUUAUGUCUAAUGGAGGAUUUUAUAUAUUUCUCUAAAAGCAGAGAUAUUGCUGUAUUUCUCCCAGCACACAUUUUCGAUGAAUGUGACAACAGCAUUGAUAUACAAAACGAUUAGUGCAAACGAUAGCAUUUCUAUAACAUUCUCAGCAAAACAACUGAGCUAAAUUGAUGCUGUUUUAUAAACAAAUGCAUAUCAUAAUUGGAGUGAUGAUUGUUACUUGUUUAAAUCUACUUGAAUUGGAGAAACACAAUAGGUCAUUUGUCCUAUUUAAAGUCAACAUGAAAUGGCAGUCACACGCUUUUUAACUUCAGUAAGUUUAAGAGAAAAUCUAUUUCACAAAAUGGUAGAACGGGACUCAGAAAUAAGUAAUUUCUUAUUUUUUAAAAUUUAAAACAUACAUUUACAAAUCAUGCAUAUUUACAUGCUUUAGGGACAUACGUAAAGUCAAUUUCAUGUUGACUUUAAAAGCUUAUUUAAAGUCAGAUUUCCACUGACUGAGCAAAACAGGUCACGAGGUCACACAUAUAAAUAAAGAUCAUUAGCUCUGCUUAUAUUAACACUAGAGGACCAGCCUGUGUUAAACAGCAACAAAGGGUUUUUUGGCACACUAGAGCUCACCACAUUUCAGAAGAGACCUGUUACAGCAUGAUGAUACUUUGUGCCGCCAGAUUAAAAGUCCUGUCAAAGGGAGAUUUUCUUGAAUCAUAUUGGUGUAAAGCUGACAAUGGGUUCCUCUGUCCAUGUAUUGAGAGUAAAGUCUUGUAACAUUCAGCAGAUGGGGAGAGAGCCUUCGGCAGCGAUUCACCUUUACGUUGAUUUCGCUCAUAGCAAACAAAAUGCUCCUUUAUAAUGUAGUAGCCAAACUGCCAGACAGUAGACUUUUGUUUACCAUCAGCAGGCCUACAUGAAGUCUGACCUAGUGGAUUUUUGAAGAACGAAAUGCACAAUGCUUUUAUUGCAAUGUAUUAUUAAAUUCUUAAUGUAUUAACAUCAGCAAAGCUCUGUGGAUCCAGAUUCCAUGUAGGCCUGCUUGUUAGUAAUUAAUCAUUUGAUUUAUAGCUUGAAACUCCCCUGGGAUCAAUAAAAUCUUAUUGCAAAAAAAAGUUUCAGAGUGGUGUUGAUUUCUCACUAUAAACAAAACAAUACCCACAUCUUUGUACAGUCAAGAACAUCAUUUAUUCAAUCAGGUGCUGCUCUUUACAAACAUUUUAGUUUUUUAUAAUGGAAAAGAAUCUGUAAAUAACACAUGCAGAUUGCCAAAGGCUCUGUGGAGGCGCGUGGGGAUGGAGAGCGCUGGAUCAGAGAUGCUUCUGUACCAAAACGAGAAAUUAAAAACAUCGGUAGGAGAGACACAAUCCGGGUAGAUGUUUAAAAAUGCGAACGGCUACAUAUGCAUAAGGGGCAGAUUUUGAAUAAAUGAAUGCAAAUAAAGUUUUAUAAUCCUGACACAAGCCAAUGUGGAUGGAGGGAUGAUUAAUACUGAUUUUGGUGCUACUGAUUCUUAAGGAGAAAAUAAACCAUGUAAACAUAAAUCCUAAAAUAUCAUUACAUUUUUUUUUUUAUUUAGAUGACCAAAAUAUUAUACUAUACAUGCAUAGCAUGUCAAUGGCAGUUGCUUGGCUGGCACAUGCAACCCUGAAUUAAGGCCUGCUCACACCAAGAACAAUAACUAUAUUAGCAUUUAGAGCAAUGCACCAGUAUGAGUUAAUUGAAAGUGCAUGCUAUACUUUUGUCAUCU
Molecule: messenger RNA, 3392 nt
Organism: Labeo rohita (rohu)
Lineage: Eukaryota; Metazoa; Chordata; Actinopteri; Cypriniformes; Cyprinidae
Gene: rad23aa
Product: RAD23 homolog A, nucleotide excision repair protein a
Exons: 9
Coding region: 197-1279 (360 amino acids)
Biological process (GO): nucleotide-excision repair; proteasome-mediated ubiquitin-dependent protein catabolic process
Cellular component (GO): cytosol; nucleoplasm
Molecular function (GO): proteasome binding; polyubiquitin modification-dependent protein binding; damaged DNA binding
Source: RefSeq, a predicted model, not a curated record